Theobroma umbraticum is the source of this 1540-nucleotide messenger RNA. Its product is annotated as FAD-dependent oxidoreductase family protein. NCBI's taxonomy places the organism in Eukaryota, Viridiplantae, Streptophyta, Magnoliopsida, Malvales, Malvaceae. Gene Ontology annotation, molecular function: (S)-2-hydroxyglutarate dehydrogenase activity. The record is from RefSeq and is a predicted model, not a curated record.
CCCGCAGCAUUCAAAUGUAUUAUCUAAAGCAACACAUAACAAUAACAUAUCCUUGGUCGGAGCGCUAGUAUCGAUUAUGAAAGAAGGUUGCAGGAGCAAGAAAGUGGAAAGAUGCUAAGGCAAGGUGUUGACAGGCUGAUAAGCAAGUCAAAAAGACGGAUUAAUUUAUCAUCAAAAUCGUGGAAUGCCCCAAAAGAGAAGGCGGAGUGCGUUGUGAUUGGAGCGGGAAUCGUGGGAGUGGCAGUGGCCAGAGAGCUGUCGCUCAAGGGGAAAGAGGUGUUGGUCCUGGACUCUGCCACCUUCGGAACAGCCACUAUCCGCAACAGCGAGGUCAUCCAUGCCGGCAUCUACUAUCCUCCCAAUUCUCUCAAGGCUCGUUUUUGUGUGAGAGGACGAAACUUACUUUAUCAGUACUGCUCUCAACAUGGGAUACCUCACGAGCAGAUUGGGAAGCUCAUAGUUGCUACUGGAGCGUCGGAGAUUCCAAAGUUAAAUCAUCUGUUAAAUCGUGGGAUUCAAAAUGGGGUUGAAGGUCUCAGGAUGUUGGACGCUUCUGAGGCCAUCAAAAUGGAACCUGAAUUGCAGUGUGUCAAAGCCUUGCUGUCUCCUUCUUCUGGCAUUGUGGAUACACAUUCUCUAAUGCUGUCUUUAGUGGCGGAGGCUGAAACAAAGGGAACCACCUUCUCUUACAAUACCACUGUUAUUGGAGGUCAUCUUGAAGACAAUCAAAUGGCCCUCCACGUUUCCGAAAGCCAAAGUCUUGGAAACUGGGAUGGAAGCACUCAAUUGCAACCAGACCUCAUACUUUCUGCUAAAUUCGUGGUGAAUUCUUCAGGCUUGAGUGCUCCCGCCCUGGCUAAGAGAUUCCACGGUCUAAGCACUGCUGCCAUUCCUCCUGCAUAUUAUGCUCGUGGUUCCUACUUUACCCUUUCAAAUUCUACUAGACUUGCUCCUUUCAAACAUUUGAUAUAUCCUAUGCCAGAGGAAGGCGGUCUUGGAGUGCAUGUCACUCUGGAUUUAGAUGGCCAGCUCAAGUUUGGCCCAGAUGUUGAGUGGAUUCAUCAUGUAGAUGAUAUAUCCAGCUUCCUUAAUAGGUUCAACUAUGCUGUAAGUGCUGACCGUGUUGAAAGAUUUUAUCCCGAGAUUCGAAAGUACUACCCAAAUCUCAAAGAUGGAUCUCUACUACCAGGUUAUGCAGGGGUUCGACCAAAACUCUCUGGACCAGGACAGUCUGCCUGUGACUUUGUAGUACAGGGAGAAGAAAUUCAUGGAGUGACUGGUCUCUUGAAUCUUUUUGGAAUUGAGUCACCUGGGCUGACUUCAAGCAUGGCGAUUGCAGAAUAUGUAGCUGCUAGACUCUUGGGAUCAUAAUGGAAUAUACUAUUAUAGGAAGCAGAGAAGCUGCUUAAUGCCCACGUAUCGCUGCGGGCAAGAUUUUUUAUUAUUAUCUUAAUCCCAAAUGUUUGUAUGUUACACGAUAAAAAUUGAUAAUAGAAUUUUUAUUUUUGUUACUUUCGAAGCAAUGAAAAGGCCAUUCUCG